Molecule: messenger RNA, 1026 nt
Organism: Zea mays
Lineage: Eukaryota; Viridiplantae; Streptophyta; Magnoliopsida; Poales; Poaceae
Exons: 2
Coding region: 23-706 (227 amino acids)
Source: RefSeq, marked validated
ACCAGCAAUCAACAUUCAAGCCAUGGCACUGUUCAAGUGCAUGUGCAUCUUCUUAGUCUCGCUUCUACUCGCCCUCACCUUCACCAAUGCCCAGGAAGAAUCUUCACAUCGGACUCUCCCACCGUUCCCCUGCAUCCCAGGCCAGCCACGGCCCCCGCGGUUGCCACCUUGCCCGCCGGCACCAACCGAGUGCUACACGUCGCUGUCGGGAAUGAUGCCGUGCGCGGACUUCCUCACCCACAACGAGGUGCCACCGAUGCCACCCACGGUCGCCUGUUGUGAUGGUCUCAGGUCACUCGUCACCAACGCGUCCAUCUGUCUAUGCCAUAUCGUCAACGGUAACAUCAACAAGCUCCUACCGGCGCCCAUGAUACCCGUGCGCAUGGUGGCGCUCCCCCGCUUUUGUGUUGUCCGCUUCCCACGAGCCAUACUUCGCCGGUGUAUCAGAGGGCAUUUGCCACCGAUGAACCCUCCGCCUCCACCAGAGGCAUCACCGUCGGAACCACCAUCUACUUCGCCAGCAGCAUCACCGCCGGAAUCACCACCAACUCCACCAACAUCAUCACCACCAACUGCAUCGCCACCAGAGUCACCGCCAACUCCACCACCAACUGCAUCGCCACCAGAAUCGCCGUCGACACCACCACCAGAGUCCGUCGACUACACCGUCGACACCAGCAGCAGCACCACCGAAAUCACCGUCUGAUCGACCACCAGCUACGCCACCAGAAUCAUCAUCUGAUCCACCGUCGACACCAGCAGCUACACCAACGGCGACUCGAUCCCCAUCAUCUUAAUCACGAAAGAUAUUUCAAAAGCAGUAGUAGUUUAGUCAAAUUAGAUAUGCGUUUUAGGAUUCUAGUUGAUAUGCGUCCAUUAUUUUGUUCACAUCGAAUGCAGUAGUGUGUUAGCUAUGUAGUUGCAUACCUAUCAUAACUAAGUCUAUUAGAAGUAUCUCUAAUAAUAUUUAGGAUCUGUCAUCAAUAAAAUGUAUGCAACAAAACGACUAUUGUAUUAUUUUGUCUA